Molecule: messenger RNA, 1059 nt
Organism: Penicillium nucicola
Lineage: Eukaryota; Fungi; Ascomycota; Eurotiomycetes; Eurotiales; Aspergillaceae
Product: C2H2-type zinc finger protein
Exons: 2
Coding region: 1-1059 (352 amino acids)
Biological process (GO): regulation of transcription by RNA polymerase II
Cellular component (GO): nucleus
Molecular function (GO): RNA polymerase II cis-regulatory region sequence-specific DNA binding; DNA-binding transcription factor activity, RNA polymerase II-specific
Source: RefSeq, a predicted model, not a curated record
AUGUUUGAGAUGCUGUUGAAAUCGUAUCAGCUGGCAACAUGUCUCGGACACAUCAAAACCCCCCUUCCCCCGCUCUUGCCGGCUCCGACUUUCGCAGAGCUUCGUGUUCAGCAUGAUGACACAAAGUUCUCACCAGUCAAGCUGCCGACUGCAGGGACCAAUCUUGUCUACUAUCUGGACUCGCAGGUACUGCCAACCUGGUCCAACUUGGAUGAUAGCAUACGAAGAGCUAGUCGCAUUAAUGUUGCUUCGCUGCAACAUGGCAGUCGGGCAGAGCAUGGAGUCAUCCAGGUCUACUACUGCCCCUCAACUUCUCAUCAUCCCACACUUAUCCCGGCCCGAGACCAUGGCAAUUCGGACUUCUGUCCUGGCCAGGAAGCAAACCAUUGCCUUGAGUUGACCUCCAUACUUUGCUUGCCACCAAGGAUUUGUCAGCCACACCAAGUUCCAUCGAUCUCACCUUUCGAUUUAGCUGAACGGCAGCCGGGGGCUGAUUACUCGCCAACGCAGACUAUCAACCCUGCACUGAUAUUUCCGAAUCUUCCGACAAGUAGUUCCGACUUCUUGGGUCUUACAGGAAACCCUGACGCAAAUGAUGAAGCCAAUACCAUUCCCUCUCUUACCAGUAUCUCCUUUGACCAGUCACCAGAGCAAUGGCAGAAAACCCAUGAGACCAACGUGGGUAUGAAAGACCCUUCACAGCAAGACCUCAACGUCUAUAUCAAGCAGCCUAGGCAUCUAUCGAAUGCAAAAGAACAGGAGCUUAAUACGCACACGAGAAAAUUCAAGUGCAAAAUUAUUGGCUGCACAAUGGGCUUCAAGCGUCAGGAUCACCUCGAGCGCCAUUCAAGGAGUCAUUCGAAGGAAAAGCCGUUUGUCUGCUGGGUACCUGGAUGUCACCGUAGCUUUUCACGCCGCGACAAUCUCAAAGCCCAUUGUACGAAGACACAUGCGAGACCCGGUGGUCGCAACCGCUAUGUUGCUUCCCUCGACAAGAUGAGUCCCGACUACGAUCCAGAGUUCCGUGGUCCGCUGUCAUUUGACGGGCGUCCGCUCUGA